Messenger RNA from Myripristis murdjan (pinecone soldierfish), 7542 nucleotides. RefSeq names its product E3 SUMO-protein ligase PIAS1-like. NCBI's taxonomy places the organism in Eukaryota, Metazoa, Chordata, Actinopteri, Holocentriformes, Holocentridae. Gene Ontology annotation, molecular function: zinc ion binding; SUMO ligase activity; transcription coregulator activity. The record is from RefSeq and is a predicted model, not a curated record. The transcript has 13 exons. Bases 148 to 2262 code for a protein of 704 amino acids. Gene Ontology annotation, cellular component: chromatin. Gene Ontology annotation, biological process: regulation of transcription by RNA polymerase II; protein sumoylation.
GGUCGGCUUAAUGUGGAGGUUUCAGAGGAAAUAUUCAAUCACACUAUUGAAGAGACCUGUACAAAUCAUUGGGACGAUUAACAAGUUGUACUUUCCUGUUCAAGUUUGCAUGGACAGCUCCAGACACCAGUGAGAGGAGAGCAGCAAAUGGUGAUGAGCCUGCGGGUGUCGGAGCUGCAGGUCUUGCUGGGCUACGCUGGGCGCAACAAGCACGGACGCAAGCAUGAGCUUCUGACCAAGGCCCUGCACCUGCUGAAGGCCGGCUGCAGCCCCGCCGUGCACAUGAAGAUCAAGGAGCUCUACCGACGACGCUUCCCUGCCAAGAUGGUGUCCCCCUCAGAGCUGGCCCUGCCCGGACCGCACCACCCGGCUUCUGCAGGGGUGGCCGGCGGAGGGGGAGCCGCGCUGCCCGCCGGCCUAACCCAGCUGGCGUACGAGGGUCACGCAGGCCAUGGUGGAGCACCGUCACCGGCUGCCUUGCUGCCCCUUUCAUUGCUCGGCCCUGGGAAACAUGAGCUGAGUGGGCUGACACACCAUCUACCCACCUCGGCCACGCUGCACCCGGUCCACCCAGAUGUCAAACUCCAGAGGCUGCCGUUCUACGACAUGCUCGACGAGCUCAUCAAGCCAACCAGUCUAGCGUCAGACAACAGCCAGCGGUUUCAGGAGACAUGUUUUGCUUUUGCAUUAACGCCACAGCAAGUCCAGCAGAUCAGCAGCUCAAUGGACAUCUCGGGGACCAAAUGCGACUUCUCAGUUCAAGUUCAGUUGCGGUUUUGCCUGUCGGAGACAAGUUGUCCCCAAGAGGACCAUUUUCCGCCCAAUUUGUGUGUGAAAGUGAAUGGGAAGCCAUGCAACCUGCCGGGUUAUCUUCCUCCAACCAAAAACGGCGUGGAGCCCAAGCGGCCCAGCCGGCCCAUCAACAUUACCUCACUGGUCAGAUUGUCCACCACAGUCCCCAAUACCAUUGUGGUGUCGUGGACUGCUGAGAUUGGAAGGAGCUACUCCAUGGCAGUGUACUUGGUGAAGCAGCAGUCGUCCACAGUGCUGCUACAGAGACUACGGUCCAAAGGCAUCAGAAACCCGGACCACUCCAGAGCACUCAUCAAAGAGAAGCUCACAGCAGACCCAGACAGUGAAAUCGCCACCACCAGCCUACGAGUUUCACUACUUUGUCCGCUCGGGAAGAUGCGCCUGAUGAUCCCGUGCCGGGCGCUGACAUGCUCCCACCUGCAGUGCUUUGACGCCACGCUGUACAUCCAAAUGAACGAGAAGAAGCCCACCUGGGUGUGUCCUGUCUGUGACAAGAAGGCCCCCUACGAGCACCUCAUCAUUGACGGGCUUUUCAUGGAGAUCCUGAACAGCUGCAUGGACUGUGAUGAGAUCCAGUUCAAGGAGGAUGGCAGCUGGGCCCCCAUGAGGUCCAAGAAGGAAGUGCAAGAGGUUUCCUCUGCUUCCUACAACAAUGGACUGGAUGGUUCAUGUCGGACAUCUGCAGGCACAGAGCAGCGGAGCUCCUCAUCGUCCAGCCAUGGCGGCAGUAACAGCAGCAGCAACAGCAAGAAAGUGGAGGUGAUUGACUUGACGCUGGACAGCUCCUCGGAUGACGAAGGACAGGAUUCACCUCCUCCACCGCCGCCACCGCUCCCGCCUCCAGCCAAAAGGGCCUGCCCCUCCCUGUCGCCCACCUCACCACCCAUCAUCAACAAAGGAGUGUUGAACCUGCACCACCAGGCGUCUCCUGUGAGCCGGACUCCCAGCAUGCCAGCUGUGGAUACAAACUACAUCCCCCCUGUCCCACCUCUUAUCCAGGACUAUAGACCCUACUACCACACUCCCAAUGACCUGUCAGAUUUGAACUUCUUCUCCUUCCUUCAAGGCGACAAUCAUCAGCAUUACAACAUGGUGAUGGCAGCAGCAGCAGCCGCCUCUGCCUCAGACGACCACGAGUUGCUCCUCAACCGCUUCCUGCCCUACGGCACCACCACCUCCUCCUCCUCGCAGCUGUUUCUGGACCAAUCAGGAGCCUCUCCUGCCACUUCGCUGGCUGCACCAACCAACGGGGCCAGCAGCUCAGGCAGUAGCAGCAGCCUGGUCUCCUCCAGCAGCCUCCGAGACACUCACUCCUCCACACAUUCGUCCUCACACUCUGUCACACACUCCUCACACACACACCCAGGGGUGGUGGCAGGCCGGAGUAGCACUGAAGCAGCAGCGGCAGCUAUUUACGGUGGCAUACCCGAUGUCAUAUCGUUGGACUGACUGACCAACGGGAGUGGUAAGGACUUUGCGCUGGGUCCAACUGCGAUCCAAUGAUGAACCCAGUGACAAAAAAAAACUUUUGACUGCAGGGUAAAGUUGCGAUCCAGAGACUAAAAUGGCCCAAGUCAUCAAACUCAGAACCUGGGUCAGUUUGUGGAGUGAUAUGACAAGACUGCCUCAAGAAGAGCACUAUAUUGACAGAACUCGGGCCUGGGGCGUCCCUUGACUACGCUGACCUGAGAACAGUAUAUAGUCAUCACUUUAAAGGGGUCAGUUUUGGAUAUCGUGUUGGUAUACUGACUCAGAAAUCUGCCCAUGGUAUGACGCUUUAUCCAUGAAGCUGUAUACCUAAGGCCAAACCCGCAUCACUGCUAUACUGGUACCAACCUGGCACAAGCAGCAGAGACGCUACCUGAGCAAAAAUAUAAAGGAGGAAGGCUCUUUUAUAAGAUAAUGAGGAGUGGCGCUGUGUACAGAGAACAAAAUAUAUUUUCCUCUUUUACUUUUGUAUAUUAAUUCUGGACAUUUUUCAGUCUAGUGAGUUGCUUCAAUUGCUAUUUUUAAGUGGAGGACUGAGGUUAUGUUUUCUUUUCCCCACGCACAGCUUAUAUAUAUGCCCAUGUUGGCACGUACAACUUUGAUAACUUUUGUUCCCUUUUAGCUCUAUCCUAUUUAAAUUUUCCAUUGCAUUAUUUCUCCGAUAUGAACUGCAUUUUAGCUCUCUCUCUCUCUCUCUCUCUCUCUCUCUCUCUCUCUCUCUCUCUCUCUCUCUCUCUCUCUCUCUCCCUUAUUUCUCCCUUGUUUGUACUUUUCUGUUUCAAAUUCAUGGUGUAUUUCUUUUUCCCAUGACAAGAACUUAUCAGAGCUUGACUGUACUGUUUAUUCAUGUACUAAUAAUUUUAUUAUGCUUUUAAGUUAUGUAUGAUAUUUAAACAGUUGUAUAUGCAUUCCCUCAGACCUUCAGGUUGACGCUAUGGGGAGUGUAUAGGUGGAAAUUAGCCAUUUCCGGUUUUGAUUUCUUUUCACUCUUUGAUUCCCAACCCCCCCUAAAAAAAAAAAAGAAAAAAAGACUCUUCUGCCGGCAUACAGCAUUUACUGAUUUUUGAGACUUUUUUCGUUUUCAGCUUCAGACCAUUUAUACUUGCCAAUUUAGAGUUUUGAGCUGGGAGAUUUUUUUUUUCUUUUUUGCACAAUGCCAAAAAUAACAUAUGGUACCUAUGAAAACUAUAACAAUAUUCUGAGUGAAGUUGAAACUGUGUGCCACAGUGUUUUCAGUCAAGUGUCCACUUCUUCAGUUUUAGUUAGUGGUUAUUCAGACACUGUGUCCUUUUGCAAGUGUCUCUAGUCGUCUUGAGUUUCUAUUCAUCUUUUUUGCUCGACUGUUAAGUGGAAUUUAAAUCUCGAUGAAGGUCUAGCUGUUGUGGCUGUGGUGGGCUCUUAAGGAGACAGGCUUCCAUGAGAUAAGCCACUGCUCUGCUGGGGCAAGAGACCAAGUUCAACUAGUGCCUGUGUGCAUGCUUCACAGCGUGUUUGAAACAGAGAAGCAGAUGUGAUUUCAGAGUCAAAAAGAAUGUCUUAUGUGGUCACAACCAUCACCCUUUUUCUGAUACAUCACCCAUUCCUUUACCUUAACUUGACCUGCAGUGGAUAUCUGUGAUUGUCGAGGACAUAGGGGUUAUUGGGACAUGGCUUGUGGAAAAUCAUUGACGACUGGAAGUGGGCUAGCCAGUGCCAGCGUCAAAAGGUGGAGGCUUUAGCAAGAGAGGUGGCCUGAGGUCUUGUCUGCCAACUUUGACUGGGCACAAAACUAGCAGGUUAAAGAUCUGCGACUUGUCUCUGGAACCUAACAACCCUGCAAGUUUGCUGCCCUAUUUUUUUGAAGUGUUGAAAUGAGGUUGAGAGUCAGUCUGUUCUGUGAAAAGUGUAAAACACGCGGUUUGCUUGUACUGAAUGUAUUGUAGAUUUUGAGGACUUGGAUAAGGGACAUAGUGUUGGUCACAGUUUGUCAUCUCAGCCAAUCACCAGUCCAGAACCGCACCAACAUCUGUCAGUGUUGUCUGGUCAUGUUACAAGAUGUCCAGUGAUACCAGUGACACAGACUUAGUAUCUCUCCUGUCCUCUUCAUAGCCCAGUCAACAAAGGAUGUCACAACACCAGAAGUUUUGUAGUUGAUACCAAUACCAGCGAAAGUCCAAAAUUCUCAGUACUUAAUCUGUUACCACAGCAAAUAUAUAAAUCCCAUUCAUCACACUUGCCUUUCUUUAAAGAUGUUUUAACAACACCAGUAAGAAUAGACAGGCCUAGUACAGCUGGACCGCCACUGCAGCAUCAAUCACAGAAACUGAACAUUUUCUACUACCAUGUUUUUCAUUCCUACACUGUGUAUUGGUGUCUACGUGCACCAGCACAAAAUUCCACCAGACAGCACAUGGGGCAGAAGCGACACUGCCUACCUUCUGUUUGUCUUAUCGCUUUAGCCGCUAAUCAGCCUUUUUGCAGUUCGGUCACCUCCCUGCAGGAAAGAAUAGCCUGUCAGGACUCGGUGCACGUAUCCGGUCCAAACAGUUUUUAACAAAUGCUUAUUUGGCUUUGCUUGGGCUUCAGCACCCACCCCCUCCAGUUAGUUAACCAGCCUGUAUACUACCAAAUAAACAACGGUAGUAAACCGUAAUGUGGUUGCAGUAAAUACGCCUGCUGAAUAAGCUACAAAUUCUGUCAUUCAUACCUGAAUUACAGCUUACCUCUUGUGUGUCCAGUUAGCCAGCCAAAUACAGCUCAAGCUCAAUACCUCGAUUUUUGCACAUGCACAUUUCAACCAUGUGGGUUAGUCAGUCACUCACCUGAGCGAGGACGGCCAAGACCACUGAAUGAGGGACAUUCAGUAGUCUUGACUGGCCUCGCUCACGUUUUCCAGCAAACAGUAAGCCGAAACUUUGUAUUUCAAGUAGUUAAACAUAUAGUGUACAUUAGAAUAAAAACCCUUAAAAGUGCAGCAUGGCCCCAUAGCCUUCAAGCAGAAAACAAAGCAGCCCAGCAAAAUAGCCAUUUAAAACCAGAGGAACUGAUAUAGGGGUAUGAUUAUGUGCCCUCAUUUUGUAUAAACAAACAGGCUAAGGCAACAUUAGAGUAAGAACACUGACUUUACAGAGUGAGGGAUCAAGUUGCGCUGAUUCUACCGAUACUUAAAACCACUAGUAUUGAUAUCGUUAAAAACUUUUUGGUAUUGACUUGGUACCCAAGUAUCGAUUCUUGUGACAUUCCUCCAGUCAGUCCACCCCUUCCUCUGGCCUGAGUGUCCACUUUACUAGUAGUAACCUUGAAACUUUUCUUCUUAUCGGCUUGCCCAAGGUGUUCCACUUUCAGAAGUCCAAGACAAGCAGCUCACCACAAAGUCUAAUUACUCUCCACAUUGAGAUAAUCACUUCUGACUGCAGCCCCAAACAUCCAACAACCCCUGUCCUGUCCAAGAGUCCUAGAGCAAGUAAAUGGGAGACUGUUGCCACCCCAAAAUGAAGCCCCAAGUCUUUCCUCUAAUGUAAUGCUCCUUCUCUCUCUCUCUCUCUCUCUCUCUCUCUCUCUCUCUCUCUCUCUCUCUCUCUCUCUCUCCCUCUCCCUCUCCCUCUCCCUCUCUCUCUCUCUCCCUCUCCCCCUCUCUCUCUAUCUCUAUACCCCGACCUCCCACCGUGCUCCUGGCAUCUUUAACCUCCUCCCCAGGAACCAACCCCAGCUCUGACAUUGGCUUUUUGACAUAAAACUUGUCAGAGCCAGUUUCUGUGUAUUUCCAAUGUUGUGCAGUAUUUUAUUUAUUUUGUAAUCUAUCUCUGUAUAUUAUAUUUUUACACUUGUUUGAUUUCCAUGGAUGAGUGUGUGUCACUGUCUCUCAAGAGCUAUUGUGAUAUUGAUAUGUUUUUAUUUAAUGUUCCUGAUUUUUUUUUUUCCUUCUUUUUUCUCCGCCAGCAGUUUUUCCACAAGGUAUCGUUUAAUCAUUCAUAUUUGUCACAGGAUGCAUCUUUUCUUGAGAGAUAUCUUGCUACAAUGAUAGGGAUAUGAUCAUCAAGUUCCCAUACCCUGUCUCUUUGAAUAUUAAUCACCAAUAUUUGGAUACUUGACAAGAUGGUCACAGUUCACAAGUACAUUUUAUCAUGAUUUAAUUUAUUUGAACUUGUCUUCUUUCCUCAUAUUUCUCAUGAUACAGUGCAAGAGACUACAGUUAUGCACCUAUAUGUGAUGGUCACAGAUGAAGUGAGAGAGCAGACCAUGUUGAAUGUGUUUUUGUUGAAGUGCUCUACAUACUGGGAUGGCCUCAACAGUCAAAUCCUCCACUCCAACGUGUUUCAAAAUGUUGCAGUGUGCACAGCACAGCACCCCCUUGUGGUUCAAUAUUGUUUGUUUUCGAAAGGGAGAAGCAGCUCUUGAAUCUGCGCAUGUGAUUCCUGUUUUCUUUCUUUCACACUCAUUCUCCAGUUGGGUUUUUGUGAGAAAAUGUCAGACUGCAUCAAGAGAUGAUACAUUUUUAUUUUUUCAGUCUGCAAUGCAGUGAUAGAUGGAUAAGCACAGGCCUUUUUGCCAUCACAAUCUAUAUAUAUAUAUAUAUAUAUAUAUAUAUAUAUAUAUAUAUAUAUAUAUAUAUAUAUAUAUAUAUGACGCUGUGCAGUAGCACAGUAGCACGUGGUUCACGUCUUGAGCUGUGUGAGACACUGCACCAACACAGGAAUCAGGCCACUAUUAUCAGUAAUUACUCAAAUAGUGUGUCAAAAGCAGCAACUCUUUUGCCAAUGUCAUGUUUUCACACCUUAGAUAAAGGGAACUGUCGACAAUGUGUAUAUUGUGUCUGUAUGGAAAACUGAAAAAAACUGAAAUUCAGAUCCAAACUUGGGAGUUUGAUGUCCGUUUGUAUGCUUUUUGUGUGUCCAUUCAGAGCGAGAGAAUAAAUUAAUUUAUAUAUUUUUAGAAAAUGAAAGCUGUACUAUUAAAAAAGGACUUUGGCCAUGAAAGAGUCCCAUUUUACGGAAAUAAUCUCAAAGUCAGACUCAAGUCGACAUCUGCACUCACUGCCUUAAAUUCACAGGUUCUGUUUUCAUAGCUCCAACCCGAGAAAAUCAAAAGGCUUUUCAAUGAGGGCAAGGAUGAGACGGUGUACAGUAGACCAUUGUCAGUUUGUAUGAAUAUACUAAGUGAAAAAAAUAUUUAUUACCUGCAUUGGAAGAAAUUGUUUACCAAUUGAAUGUUACCUGUUUAUGUAGAAAAGUUUAGAUGUAAUAAAAUGCAUUCUGUUAUUUC